Molecule: messenger RNA, 4852 nt
Organism: Eublepharis macularius
Lineage: Eukaryota; Metazoa; Chordata; Lepidosauria; Squamata; Eublepharidae
Product: zinc finger protein 331-like
Exons: 7
Coding region: 989-3109 (706 amino acids)
Biological process (GO): negative regulation of transcription by RNA polymerase II
Molecular function (GO): DNA-binding transcription repressor activity, RNA polymerase II-specific
Source: RefSeq, a predicted model, not a curated record
UCUUCUGACUGCAGGCAGAGAAGAAUGUGAGGAAUGUUUUCCUGUGCUGAAAACCCCCUGCCCCUGGAAGCAGCACAGCAAGCAAACACAGAGGGCAGAAACUGUCUCCUUGCCAUGCUAGUUUUCUAAAUGCAAGGAAUUGUUCUGUUAUACAAAGAAACAUCUGUAGCUGGAACAUGCAUGGCUGGAAUCUUCCACCUGCAGCCUUGAGUCAGGACAGUCCAUCCCAUCACCUCAGGCCUCUCUGCCACCUCAUUCCCAGCAUGUUCUCCACUUUGUAUGGGGCCGGCCAAAACGUUUUGGCUUCCCUCAAAUCAAACAAGGGAGUGGCUUCUGGCAAGCACUCAUCGCCCUGGAAUAUUUAAAAUAUUUAUUAUCUGCCUUUCCACUUUACUGGGACUCAAGGCAGCUUACAGUAUGACAGGACAAGCUUUAAAAAACAUCAAAACACAGUUGAAAACAAUAGUUCAGAACGAGAAAUACAUUUUAAAAGUGGCUAAACAAAUGCCACCCUAAACAAAACACACUUCAGUUGCCCCCUGAAGGUAGAAGUGGGGGAGCCAGUUGCACUUCUGUGGGAAGAUUGUUCCAUAAUCAUAGGGCUGGCACUGAGAAGGCCGACGGCAUUUGUAGUGGGAGCAAAGAGGCUCAUCAUGAACCCACCAACUGAGCUUAUUUGGUUGAUAAGUCAGUCCGGAGGGCAGGAACAUACGGGAGAUGUUUGCAGAGUUUGGGAGGAAACAUGAGCAGGAGGGGACGAAUAAACAAGGCGGGACCUCCCCCAUAAAGAAUGACUGGUUUGAGGAGACACACGUCAGACCAAACACUCCUGAGCCAUCCUAGUUCCAAUUCCGAAUCUUGAAUUGUGCCCCUCAGCAAAUCCAGAAAGAGGUCACUGAAGGAACUCAGUAAGAGGACGUGUGUGUAUCAAAAAGGGUUUCUCACCGUCUUUCUCUUCCUCCAGAGCAGCAGAGAAAAGACACCCCUGAUGCCUCCUCCACCAUCUCCUCCAUGUGGUGAAGGGCAAAGAGCCGCCAUGCAGACAGCUCAGGUUGGCGUGUCCUUUGAAGAGGUGGCUGUGCAUUUCACCCAAGGGGAGUGGACCCUGCUGCGCCCAGGCCAGAGAGCUCUCUACAAGGACGUCAUGCUGGAGAAUUUUGGGAAUGUGGCCUCUCUGGGACCUCAGAUUGCCAAACCUGACCUCAUAUCUUGGCUGGAAGAGGAGGAAGGUCUUUUUCUCCUGGUGUCUGAUGAAGAUGAUGGAUUGGCAGGCGUCAGCAAAAAGACACUCUUAAUGGCUUCUCUGCCCUCUCCUCUGCAUAGCGAAGGGAAAAGAACCGCCGUGCAACUUGCUCAGGGUGGGGUCUCCUUUGAAGAGGUGGCUGUGCGUUUCACCCAGGGGGAGUGGAGCCUGCUGAGCCCAGCCCAGAGGGCUCUCUACAAGGAAGUCAUGCUGGAGAAUUUUGGGAACGUGGCCUCUCUGGUACCUCAGAUUACCAAACUUGACCUUAUAUCCUGGCUGGAAGAAGAGGAAGAGCCGUUUCAUCAGAUCUCUGAUGAAGAAGAGGGAUUGACAGCAGGAGGUGUGUGGGAUUCAGGAAACAAAACAAAAGACCAUCCAGUGACAGAUAAAGAUAAGUAUCCAGAUGUGGAAGAGAACACUGAAUAUUGUAAUGCACUGCGAAAGGAGGAGGGAAAAGACCCACCAAGGAAUAAGUCUGGUCUUUUACAAGGCAAUGCCUUUCAUGAAGUUCCACUACAUCAAAAAAUAUACAGAACAAGCGAUACGAAUGAGCGCACUGCAAGAGAGGAAAUAUUUUCUGAAAAAUCAGAGAUUAAUAUUCACUGGAACACCCGUAACAGAAGAAAAAUGUUUAAAUGCAUAGAGUAUGAAAAAGCAUUUGAACAGACAGAUAACUUUACUUCCCAACAAAGAAUUCACACAAGGGAGAAAAAAUAUAAUUGCCCAGAGUGUGAAAAAAGCUUCAGGCGGCAUGAUCACCUUAUUUCCCAUCAAAGAAUUCACACAGGGGAGAAACCAUAUAAAUGCCCAGACUGUGGGAAAAUAUUCAGUCACAGAGGAGACCUUACAUGUCACCAAAGAAUUCAUACAGGGGAGAAACCAUAUACAUGUCUGGACUGUGGAAGAAGCUUCCGUGUGAGUGGAAGCCUUACUUCCCAUCAAAGAAUUCACACAGCAGUGAAACCAUACAAAUGCCUGGAGUGUGGAAGAAGCUUUGGUAAAAGUGAUAGACUUGCUAUCCAUCAAAGAAUUCACACAGGGGAGAAACCAUAUAAUUGCUGGGAGUGUGGGAAAAGCUUCAGUCGCAGUGAUCACCUUACUUCCCAUCAAAGAAUUCACACAGGGGAGAAACCAUAUAAAUGCCUAGAGUGUGGCAAAGGCUUCAGUCGGAAUGCUUAUCUUACUUAUCAUCAAAGAAUUCACACAGGAGAGAAACCAUAUAAAUGCCCAGAUUGUGGGAAAAUAUUCAGUUACAGUGGAGAUCUUACAUCUCAUCAAAGAAUCCACACAGGGGAGAAACCAUAUAAAUGCCUAGAUUGUGGCAAAAUGUUCAGUUACAGUGGAGAUCUUACAUCUCAUCAAAGAAUCCAUACAGGGGAGAAACCAUAUAAAUGUCUAGAGUGUGGAAGAAGCUUUCGUGUGAGUGGAAGCCUUACUUCCCAUCAAAGAAUUCACACAGGGGUGAAACCAUACAAAUGCUUGGAGUGUGGAAGAAGCUUCAGUAAAAGUAAUAGACUUACUAUCCAUCAGAGAAUUCACACUGGAGAGAAACCAUAUAAUUGCUGGGAGUGUGGGAAAUGCUUCAGUCGCAGUGAUUACCUUACUUACCAUCAAAGAAUUCACACAGGAGAGAAACCAUAUACAUGUCUGGAAUGUGGGAAAAGAUUCACUCAGAGUGCACACCUUACUUCCCAUCAAAGAAUUCACAUGAGGACAACCAAUAUAAAAGCCUGGUGUUUGGAAACAGCUCCACAACUUAAUUCCAUCGACAAAUUCAUACAGGAGAGAAACCAUAACAAUGCUCAGAAUGUAGAAAAUGUUGCUUUAAAUGAAGCUGGAUUAAAAAACUGGAAAGCAAUGCAAUGAAAUAGCAAAAUGCAUACAAUACAUAAUACAGAAAAAGAUUUUUUCCAGAGUUUUAAAUCACAACCUUAUUUCCUUUAAGAAAAUGCCUUCUUAAUCAUUUCUGUUUUAAAUCUGGUGUCCAUGGAGAAAGAAUGAUGGAAAAUACAAUCCUGAGUUCCUUUGAGGCUGAGGCUGCCACCUGUUGGCAUAACAGUGGCACUACUGUUCUGUCCAUAGCUACUGUACCAUCAUGUCUAGAAGAUGCCACAGGGCACAGCUGUGAACAGGGGGAACCAACCAAACACAGAGCAGCAGUCAUGGGGAUCAAGCCCCAUGGACAAAUGAGUAGAGGGUUGGGAAGGGGCAGAGCAAUGUACCACUUGGCUAUGCCUAUGACACACAACCCACCUCCUUAAAAGGACAGGCCCUCACCAAUCUAAAUGGAAGCAGCCUAAAAAAGGGGGGGUUAAGGGAGCUCCACCAUUCCGAGCACUUGGGAGCAUUCAUAGGCAAGUCCACCCAGAAGUAAUCCCAAUGCAAAGCAAUGGGGCCAACCCCCAGGGAAGCAGCAUGGGGACAGCAAAAGGAAUAUGGAGACACACACAGGUGCCGAGCACCAUGGGUCUCAGCCACAGCAGGAGCACCCCUGGUGACCACUGCCUGUGGAGCAGAAUGGCCACCCCGGACUGCUCCACCACGAGCCAUUAGAACACCACCUUCUUUGCUUCAGUCCAGUUAGGCUGUUUCUCAUAGCUCAGGGAGGUCCUUAAACCCUCUUUGUUUUUUAAUGAAAGGAACAUUUCCACCCUCUCAGUUUCUGUUGCCUUUUUGUCUAUUGGGAAUGUAAAGCAGCUUACAUGGUUCUCCUCCCCUCCAUUUUAUCCUCACAACAACCCUGUAAGGUAGGUCUGGCUCAGAAGGAGUGCUGGCCCAAAGACAUUUGGCAACAUUCCAUAGAAGAGUGGGGAUUCGAAGGUGCAAUCCAACAUUCUAACUACCUCACCGAGCCUCUGUGUUUUUUUAAUUUAUUUUACAAAAUUUGCAUCCUGGUGACAAAGGUCACCAAGGCAGCUAACAUAUUAAAAUGUAUGACCAGAAGUAUAAGGGAACAGAUUUUGGACUUAUCUAAAAAGGUUAUAGAGGAUGUGUCUGUGCACAGUAGAAGAGAUAGCAUGGCCUGUCAGCUAAACAUGCCAGAAAGGGAGCCUAGAGACCUAGAACAGGAUAGCCGUUGAGAGGGGCAAGAAACAAAGUAGUAACAUAAUUAUAGAGCCUUGUGUAGAUUAGAAGCUGCCUAACACGUAUCAAUAGACGUUAUUUGUUGAGACCCAGACACAGAGAGCAUCUGAGAUUGAUAAGGCCAUCCAGCUUCACAGAAGUGAAGAUGUGAUUUAAAGAUGGGUGUAUUCAUUGAGAGGCAAACAUAUGUUUAUGUGUAUGAGAAACUUGUAACCACUACUUUAAGCAGACUUCGUUAAGAUAAAACAUGGCAGGAAUGAACUAACGAUUUUUAUAUAUUUUAAGACAUUUCAAGCAUAGAUAACCUCGUAUGGUGUUUGAAGAAAAUUAAUCAGCCAAGAAUAUGUGCCCAUAUCAAGUGGGACAGUGAGCUAUUGUUAGAAGAUGAUUCCAAAACCUAUAUAUAUAUGAGAUGUUGAAUUGAUUGAGAGAUUUUUAAAAGAAGGGGCCCCUUGCUUGUACCCUGCUUACCUUUUGGUAUAUUAUUGACUCCUUAACUCCUUUAAUUGCUCUCCUUUAACAAUG